AUGACUAUGGACCCCGAUCUGCAUAACACGAACACAGUGGUUGUUGAGGUCCCGGUCACGCCUAACCCAAAUGCAGAGGCAAGCGCCCCCGUUCCGGAACAAGAGACAAAAGAGAAGGUAGGGCAUUCUCCGUCGGGAUCUAUCUCUUCAGUUUCAUCUUCCGAGUCGACCGAAAAGCUCAUUAAGAGUUUGUCCAUGGGCAAAUUGGACAUCAACAAGGACGAUGAGCCCCCACUUGAGCCAUUCACGGUUUCUCCGAUCCAGCCAGCAUCUCCCAGUGUGAGUUCCCUGCUACCUAAGGCCAACAACGCCCCAAAGCCUAUAAAAUUUACAGUUCGGAAAGUAUCUCGUGAUACAAUUGCCCUUCCGGAAACUGGAAAGGCUCAGAACAAGGAAAGAGAAUACGCAUAUGGUAAUUUGCCAGAAAACAGAGAAAAGGCAAAGGAGAGGAAAAGUGCAGAGAAGAUGUCUCAGCUUCAGUAUAGUCAGGCCAAAUACGAUCAAUAUGCUGCACGUAUCGAGAAGAUCAACAAGGAGGUGAAUUUUUUGACCAAUCUCCUUCCCCCGUACAACGUCGAAAUUGACUAUGUAACUCGAACGAAGAUCACAAAGGCAAUCGAGAAGUUGCGAAUGAAACAAGAUGAGAUUGAGAAGAAGAAAUACAGCUUGGGAAUUUCUAUUAGUCGCUUAUGGAGAGAGCAUGAUGAGAAUGAGAUCUUUGUGAGGUCUGUAAGCGGAGAAAUUGAUUCCGCUCCGUUGACCAGACACUCAACAAACGUUUCGGAGCUUUCCCGAAUUCUCACAGGAUUACGAGAUGACUACGAACAAGAUGCAGCGGAGUUUGAGCUGUAUAAGUCACGUCCGGUGCCGGAAGAAGCACUUAUCGAACAACUUGAGUUGGUUUCUCCUAAAUCUGAGCGAGAUGAUAUACUGGAGAAGUUGGAACAAGAUGACCAUCCCAUCGAUGGUGCUUUUGCAUUUUGGCAAGCGGUUUUGGCUAUGUUGAUGGUUUUCUCGACUUGGGGUGCCAAUGCUGCCUUUGGUGUGUUCUUAAAUUAUUAUCUUACCACUAACUCAUUUCCUGGGGCUACUCAGUAUGACUUCGCAUUGAUGGGCGGAGUCAUCGUGUUUUUGGCUCAAAUCCUUGCCCCCAUGACGGUGCUUCUUGUAAGAAUCUUUGGACAAACACCUGUUCAUCUUACAGGCAUUUGUUUGCAAACCCUUGGAUACUUUUUGGCUGCAGAAUGUACAAAGUUAUGGCAGGUGUUUCUUUGCGAGGGAGUGUUGGUGGGAUUUUCUUUUUCGUUGAUCUUUAUUCCUGGAACCUUGGUUCUUCCAACCUGGUUUGAUAAGCAAAGAGCUACGGCUAUGGGUAUUGCUGUGGCUGGUGCAGGUUUGGGGGGUUUGGUGUUCUCUUUGUCACUUAACAAGAUUAUUCAGGAGACUGGUGACCAACGAUGGGCAUUGCGAAUGGUUGGCUUUAUAACCUUAGCAGUCUCUCUUUUUGGUGGUACGUUCCUACGUGUUCGUACCCCCAAGAAAUCAAAAUUCAAAGAUCGUUUCAAUAAGGACUUUAUUAUUAAGAACUUUAAGAUUGUUUUCGAUUUCCGAUGUUUUGAUAAUUACCCAAUUAUUACCGUCGGGGUUUGGUUUGGUGUGGUACUUAUUGGAUACAUCAUUAUUCUCUACUCGUUCUCAAGUUUUGCUACAUCAAUCGGAUUGUCACACACGCAAGGAUCCAAUAUAUUGGCUAUUCUUAACGCAUCGCAGGUGGUUGGUAGACCUCUAAUUGGAAAUAUUGGUGAUUUCACCGGCCGUGCAAACACCUCAGUGGCUAUCUCGAUCUACGUCAUUAUUUUGAUAUUUGCAUUCUGGUUCAAUACCACGACAUACCCUGCUCUCAUAGUAUUGUCGGUAUUGAUGGGUUCAGCAGUCGGAGUCGGUAGCACAAUGGCGCAAGCUCUAGCAGGAGACGUGCUAGCGAAAAUGGGGAGACAUGAAAAGCUACCCGCAGCAUGGGGAGGAUUGAACAUCAUUGUUUCCUGUUUCUGUCUUCCAGCAGAAGUCAUUGCAUUGAAGUUGCGUAGACCUCAUUCUAACCAUGCAUAUGCUCACACUCAGAUUUUCACUGGUUGCUGUUUCCUCAUGGGAUUGAUACUCAUGUUGGUUUGUCGCGAGUGGCUAGUACGAAAGACGUUUGAAUCCAGACGGUCGCAGGCUCAGGAGACACUCAACUCUAGGCACAAUAUGCAUUUGCGCCGACAAGAGACACCUGAAGUAGAGGACGACGAGGAGAAGGACGACGAUCAACUUCUUCAGGCAAGAGUUGAGAGAUACGACCGGCUCUUGGGAGGACUGCUUAUUUAUUUCAUCAUUCGCAUGUUCUAUCCUCUUAGGGUAUAA
This is a messenger RNA of Sungouiella intermedia, 2403 nucleotides long. The record is from the annotation of a GenBank genome assembly. Lineage: Eukaryota; Fungi; Ascomycota; Pichiomycetes; Serinales; Metschnikowiaceae.